AUGAGUAAACAUUCUAAUUACCUACCUUCUAAUGACCAACUUGCAGCACUCGCUAAAGGAUGUGUUCCAAAAAAUACUAUUAAAAAUACAGAAGGAUGGAUUAAUAUUAUAAAACAGUGGCGGUCAGAUAUUAAUUAUAAUGAACCACUAGAAAGUCAAGACAAGAAAAUGAUUGAACUUCAAGUUUCUCAAUUUUUAUGUGGUGUAACAACUAAACAAGAUCAAUUUUAUUUACAAACAUCGUUAAAGAAUGCUUUAUCAGCAAUUAAUCGGCAUUUUCAAAAUAUCAAACCUGGUUGGCGAUAUAACUUACAUAAUAAGAAUGACUUUCCUGACCUGUAUGCCCGAUUUGAUGGUUUACUGAAAGACAUGAAAAAAAAGGGACUUGGUGAAUCCAAAUCUACGGAUGGAUUAACUACUGAAGAGAUUUGGCAUAUAUUGAAUCAUGAAAUUCUGGAUCCAAAUACUCUUUUAGGAUUAUUAAAACGGGUUUUUUUCUGGAUUUCUAUUUUAGGUGCUGCAAGAGGCAGUGAACACGCCAACUUGCAUGUAUCACAAGUUGUAGAUACAUCUGAUGGUAUUAUAUUAAAAAAAGCCCAACAAAAAAAUAACCAAGGCGGUAUAGAAGGAAAUCAGGUUGACUUAAUUAUACCUUUUUCAUCUGAUCUAGAAGGUACUGUAGGGCCGAAUUCUGAUAUAAGAAAGUAUCUUUCUUUUCGCCCUAAAAAUUUUCAAAGUUCAAGUUUUUACUUUUCUGCUUGUUGUAGUCCAGAUGUUCCUGAAAAUACUGGCCAUGCAAUCAGUGGGCAUAAAUCUUCUGGUGGAUACUAUGCUUAUGCCAAACCUACAGAUGAACAUAAAAGAGAAGCAUUAGGAAAU
Messenger RNA from Racocetra persica, 879 nucleotides. NCBI's taxonomy places the organism in Eukaryota, Fungi, Glomeromycota, Glomeromycetes, Diversisporales, Gigasporaceae. The record is from the annotation of a GenBank genome assembly.